Messenger RNA from Portunus trituberculatus (swimming crab), 2385 nucleotides. RefSeq lists its product as uncharacterized. The transcript has 10 exons. The record is from RefSeq and is a predicted model, not a curated record. Gene Ontology annotation, cellular component: nucleus. NCBI's taxonomy places the organism in Eukaryota, Metazoa, Arthropoda, Malacostraca, Decapoda, Portunidae. Gene Ontology annotation, biological process: mitotic G2 DNA damage checkpoint signaling; mitotic DNA replication checkpoint signaling; response to ionizing radiation. The coding region runs from base 68 to 2221 and encodes 717 amino acids. Gene Ontology annotation, molecular function: chromatin binding.
CACGUGAGUCAGCUGUGUGGUUCAUCAAAAGUGCACUUUGAAAGUUUGAAUUUUCACUAAUUCGGAAAUGUAUUCCACCGUGCAUGCUGUCUUUGUAGUUGACCUGAGCAAGUUAGUUAGUCUGUGUUCCAGUGUGAACGAGAGUGAACACAUAGCCAAAAUAAAGUUGUUGUGCUUGAAGUUGUUGCAGAAUUUUAGUACGAAAACCAAACGGGCACAUGAAGAUGUUCAAUGGUCAUGGAAAUUUUACGAUUCUCACACCUCUAGACUGGACACCAGCAGGAGACAUUUUUUGGACUUCGAAAUGAAUGCUUUUCGUAAAUUUGAAGCCCAGCUAACUGACAAAUAUCGCAAGGCUUCCGACAACAAACUUGUCCUAGAGGAACGUGAACGGUCCAUGUAUGAAUUGCCACACAGCUUUCUUCUGAAGCAAGCUCUGCUAGAGGUGUUGUUGGACUACACCUGGGAUAGCCCGGACAUCAGUUCACCUGUUAAAAUAACCACAAGAAGUGAUGGCAGCGUGGAGCGAGCACCGCUUGCUGCCAGCGGUGGGACGUAUAAUAUGGUGGUGGUGAUAACCAAUGUGCCAAGGAGUUCUGAGGCGUCCUGCGAAGCAUCUCCAGAAGUCUUUUUGGCCAACGUGCUUGACGACGUCAAGAUCAAAGCCUUCCGAAAGAAAAACAUAUCAAUCAGCCUUAUAGACAUGUUGGAGCCUGUCAUCUGCCCGUUGCCUUUCAGACGUAGAACAAAACUUGCUAAGCUGGGUGGCAGCCUGCAUAGCAUAACAGAUUUCAUCCAGACACAACCCAAGUGUGUGACCAAAACAUCCUCUGCUGGCAUACCAGAGUGUGGCCAGAAAGGUGUUGCAGUUUUCAGCAAACAGAUGCAGCUGCCAUGGCUGACUUCCCAAAUCAAUCAAGCCAGGAAACCUCUGCCCGGCCCAACCCUGCUGUGGGAUGAUGUUGAUAGAAUAUUACACCUGAGCACCCAGCUUCAGGUGUUCGCUGUGCAUGGCAGUUGUUCCCGAGCAUGGGGCAGUGCAGCAGUGGUGGGAGUUGUUCAAACCAAUCAAGUGAGUCUGUUGGCACUAGCCCAGGAGACAUGCAGUCUAUACAUCUGUGUGAAUGCUGAUGAGAUCCUCAGGAGCAUUAUAACAGUCCUUGGCAUACACCAACUUUCUCUGGUGUUGAAACUUAGUGGUGGUGGCCUGGCAUUUUUUAGUCCAUCAGAAGAGAUGACAGGGUGUCUGGCCCUUGUGUCUACAUCAGGUUUAGCUGCUUUGGCCCCUGACAUGCCUGACUGCCCUCCCAGCACUCUUCAGUUAGUGUCAGCAGCUAUAAGAGAAUGUCUUAAGAAUGUUGCUCCACAUGUUGAACAAGAAUCAGUCUCCAGCAGCCGGUGGUUCUCAGGCAGCAUGGUCCAGAGGUGGUUUAGGCCACUCCCUCAUGCAGCUCUCUCUGCCCUGCGUGUUAGGAACAAGCUGACACCACAUAAGAGAGCAUUGUUGGAGAGACUAAAGAAGAGAUAUCACUCUCAGAUUUCCCUGCUAGGGGCCACAAAGCAGACAGAUCUACUUAACCUUAUGGACAUCUUUCAGCCCCGAGGAGCAUCUCAACCAUCCCAAGCUACUUUGACAAGACCCACUAUGACUCAGCAACUAUUCAGGAAGAGCCUCAUAGUCACUGCACAACAAAGAGUGAAAGAGCAACUUGUUGAGGAAGAGAGGAGAGCAGCCAAGGCCCGUGAACAUGCCCCGGAAGUGCAGGUCCUGAGAAUUGUUUCUGAUCCACAGAAUGAAAAAGAACUGGUUCAGUUACUGACAAAUCUGCAGGAAACAAUCAGGGUGGAAGCUGAUAUCUUCACCACUGCUCAGACCAUUAUCAACUUAACAUGUGUUCAUGUCAGGAACACCACUGUCACUACCAGUCCUGCUGUUGAAACCAUGCAGGAGGUAUUUUACCGAGUGAUGAUGAGUGGGGUGUUGCUGUCAGCUGCUGAUAUCUUCAACCAUCCACAGCAAGAGACACAUGUUCAUCAGUACAAAUUGCAUGUGCUGCUACAUCUGGAACUCUUGUUUGUGCUAGGAUACUCCGUGUGCAGCAAGCAGAGUGAAGGGAGAGAAGAGAAGAAAGAAGAGGAAGGAGAUAAAAGGAAGGAGCAUCAUGUGGAAGAAGUGAUUAAGCUGCUCUAUCCCUCCACCAUGGUCAUUCUAUCAUGGUAAAAUUUCUUGAGGAAACUGUUUUGGAAAACUACUUGGAAAUACUUAGAGACAUACUACUUGAAGUGUAUGAGGAACUCAGCCAGACACUGCCCCCUCCACUGCAAGAUAUAGGAGAUGAUGAACUGCUGUCCAUUCAAAGCAAUUGGGUACCUUCAUCUGUCAAA